This is a messenger RNA of Populus euphratica (Euphrates poplar), 294 nucleotides long. Its product is annotated as (-)-isopiperitenol/(-)-carveol dehydrogenase, mitochondrial-like. The transcript has a single exon. NCBI's taxonomy places the organism in Eukaryota, Viridiplantae, Streptophyta, Magnoliopsida, Malpighiales, Salicaceae. The coding region runs from base 1 to 294 and encodes 97 amino acids. The record is from RefSeq and is a predicted model, not a curated record.
AUGGCAUCUACAAAACCUUGCCAGAACAAGGUUCAAGACAAGGUUGCUAUCCUAACGGGAGGUGCAAGUGGCAUAGGCGAGGCCACCGUGCUUGCCUUUGCUGAAAAGGGCCAAGAGCUUGCAGAAUCCAUCGGAACUAACAGAUCCACUUACAUCCAUUGUGAUGUAACUGAUGAAAACCAAGUCAUAUCCCUUGUGGAAUCCACUGUUCAACUUUAUUGUCACCUUGAUGUAAUAUUCUGCAAUGCUGGCAUUGCAAGCUUUGGUAAGCAAAAUGUUCUUGACUUCGGUUGA